UGAUAAUGCUACAAUAAUAUAAAUUGAUAUUUUCCAGGCAAGAUACUGUUACCGUUUGCGGCAGCAAUAGAAGCGGUAUGGGACACGUAUGCAAUGAUUCAGGGCUCACCACAGCGACAGUUACAGGUUGAACUCCGCGAUGUGUGCCUGUUUGUGCAGCCGCCGCUGCAUAUCAAGCAAGGGACGCGCUUGCGCGUCGUUUAUUUCCGCGGCAGUGGCAAAUUUGAGGUACAGAAUGAAAUGGGGCUUGUAGCGUCGGGCUUUAUCGCCAAUGCUUUUCGUCAAAAUAUGGGACAUUUCCGAAGCGCAUUUGAGUCAAAAGAAACGAUGGACCUUGUGUCUGACGACGUGUAUCAACUCUUUCACGAGAGGGAUUACCAAUAUGAAGGUGAAUUCCGCUCUAUUCACAAAGCAAACUCGUCGUUUACUGAAGCUCAAAUAAUCUGGAAAAACAACUGGGUAACUUUAUUGGAUGGAAUGCUACAGUUGGAUAAUUUGAGGCAAUCGCACUCUUCUUUCUCUACACCCAAUAAAAUUAGGAGGAUUGUGAUCGACAAUAAUAGGAUGACAGACGACAAUAUAAUAAAGGAACACGAUAAAAAAUUGCUACUAGCUCAAGUUUUCGAGGAAUAUGAUUACAUGAGAUGCGGUGGUAUUUUAUUAGAAAGUAUUAGGUACCAAGAAACAUCGAUUACAGAUGAAAUUUCAGCCAAUCUGAAGAUCGUAAAAUUUGUUCCCCACUUUGAUGCUAAUAUCGAUACUGCUGCCACCUGGAAAGUUUACUUGCAAAUAGUAUCCGAAAAUGUUAAUAAGGACUCUAUUAGUAUUGUGGGCAUUACAAAUCAAACGAAGGAUAUGUUUUGCGACCUAAAAGUUGGCCUCCAUAGCAUUGCUGGAAUAAGCUUUAACUAUAGCGAAAUGAGUGUCGAUAAGUUGUUAAUACUGGACAAAAAUUUUCUUUCUGAAACUGAUUUGGUCCUGGUUCAGAAUCUAUCGUUGGAUGAAUACAUGUGCCAAAUGUUAUACCGUGUAUUGAAACGAGACUCUUUCAUCGUGAACCGAGAAGAGACUGUCAAUGAUCGCGUACGACCAUCAGCUCUUUACAGUGUUCUGUCUUCACACAGCAUAAAUCAUACAAAACUAGAACUUUUGAAAUGGAGACCCAUACACGUGACUUCCGAGUCUGCUGUUAUAACUGUCCGUACAGCUAUUGACUUAGAUUACCUGGCAAAUACCAGAUUAUCUCUUUCGUGUCGUAAGAAGCUCGUAAUUUUGUCUCCGUACCCCUCUGUACCGGGAUUGAAAACCGUUGUAAAACAAUGGAGAAAAGAAACAGAUCAGCCCAUUUACCUGGUUUCUGUAACCGACGGAGAUAAUAUGGAACAAUUACCUGAUACAAAUCUGGCGUUUAGUGUAUUGUGUAAUGGUGUUUGGGGUGGGGAGUAUUAUUUGCCAUGCCCUGAAGUAAAAGCAGUGGAAAAUAGAAUGGUACUUCGAAGCGGUCAAGUCGGUGAUAUUAACUCUAUGUUUUGGAUGGAAACCUCAGAUGUUGAAAAUUCUAAAUUGAAAGUUGUGGUUCAUUACGCAGCGUUGAGCAAUUUGGACAUGCAAAAAGCAACCGGUGUGGUGUCAGUCACAACUGAUCAUCUUAACAGCAAUUGCUACGGAAUGGACUUCAGUGGAGUGACUGAGAGUGGCGAGCGAGUGAUGGGUUUGCUACCUAGAGGUGCAGCAAGCACUACGGUGUUAGCAAUCCCCGAACUGGUGUGGCCUGUCCCUAAACACUGGACCCUCGAAGACGCUGUCACCGUACCCUCUGCUUUCGCUCACGCUUACUAUAUCCUUCGCCUGAAAAUGGACUUUAUUGGACAUAUGCAUUCCAUAUUAAUUCACGGAGGAGCUGGUGCAUUGGGACAAGCCCUGAUCUCAAUCGCGCUCUCGGCGGGCAGCGAAGUAUUUACUACAGUGAGCGACAUAUCGAAGAAGCGUUUUUUGACUAGACUUUUUCCGCAACUGAAAGAGGAUCACAUUUUCAAUUCCCGUGACCCUUCAUUCUCAGAUAUGGUCAUGUUUCAGACCAAUGGAAAGGGGUGUUCUGCUGUUGUCACAGCAGCUAAAGGGGAACUUAAAGAGAUGUACUGCAAAGUAUGCAAGCAUUCUGGUUUCGUGUGCGAUGUCGAUCAGAGUAACAGCCAAGAAAAUUUUAUUUUCAAGAUGAACUAUCUAUCUCGUGAACGAAAUUACGCCCGCAUUAAUUUCAACAACGUUUUCGACGAUCCUGAGGCUAUCAAAGCGAUUCAAACUUUGAUGAGCGAAGGUAUCGCCCGUGGUUUUGUGCGUCCUCUGUCGCGAGUUAUCUACGACGCAGUUGAUAUUCCACGUGCGUUGAAUCUAUUGGCUUCAUCGGCUCAUCGUGGCCGAGUAGUACUGCGAAUGCACCAGAAAGUGCCAGCCUCUCAGCCAAGGAUCACCUGUUCGCCAGCACUAUCGCACGUGGUGGUUUGUGCCGACGAAAUCGUUGGCAUCCAAUUAUCUGACCGUUUGGUUCGUCGUGGAGCGAAGAAAUUGUUAUUACACGUCUGCGGAUCCUCUGGUUAUCUUCGACAAAAGAUUCGUUCAUGGGAAAAUAAUGGUGUCAACGUGAAGAUCGUUUCUGUAGAUUUAGACAUGAAGGGCGUGACGAAUCUUUUGAAUGUAAGCAAUCACAUUGGACCAGUUGAGGGCAUAUUUAUGACCGUGAACAAUUGUCAUGGAAAUAAAGUAGUUGACAAUUUAUCAACGUUGACAAAUUUGGACUUGGCGUCAAGGAAACUGUGCCCAUCGUUAAGGUACUUCGCAGUAAUCAACUCAGGGAGUAACAUCGGAAGGAAGACGUGUCUGGAGAGAUCUCGUCUUUGUUUACCUGCUACAACAGUUGACUUACAUGCGUUUUCCAAUUCUGACGAGGCAGUGUCCGGAAAGCUGACAUGGCGUAGUUUGAUCGACGCCACUGAGGCUGCCGUAUGCAGUGCUCAAGUGGAUGUUGCUGCUUUCCCGCAGAGACGAGUGGCCAAGACAGUCACUGAACAAAUAGCUGACUUGGCUAGUAUACAAUUGUCGGACGAUCCUGAAAUGACGUAUCUUGUGAAUCCUGCCAAAGCGCCAAUCAUUCAGACGUUCCUUCGAACUAUGCACAAUGUCCCUGUUGAUGCUGAGGAUUUAAUCACGUUGACAGCUGCUAAGCUAAGAAGCAUCGAAAAGUACCUAGGGGAAGAAGUAAGAAAGGAGUUGCAUGGCCUGGGCACCUUUUACUCCUACGAAUAUUUCGAUGAGUUAAAGGAUACCGUUCCCUUGGUGGCGCUGCAGACUCUUACCGAAGCAGAGCCACAGGAUUAUGAAGAGUUCGAUGUAACGAAGCAAUAUGUAUGCAUAGUACCAGGCUUAGAAGGGCAUCAUGCUCGUUUCCGCUUGAUGUGCGAGCGAUUCAAGACAGGGGCGGUGGUGCUUCAGCCCAGCCUUGACUACCCUUAUGACACAGUGGAGCAGACAGCUGAUAAAUAUGCCCAGUUACUCCGAGACAAAGUGAAUAUUCAAGACAACUUUUACCUGGUGGGUUACGAGAGUGGUGUUCUGGCUGUGUUAGAUAUUGCCGCCAUUUUGGAAGACUGCGGUCUUAAAGGUACCGUGUUUUGCGUUGGUGGCGCCCCCGAAGAGUUCCAGGCGACCCUCAAACACGAGCUAAGAGAGUACCAAUCGGAUGAGGAGCUGCAGAACGCCGUCAUCAGGCACAUGUUUGUGUUGAUGAAGGGUGACGAUUGUGGCCUUGAUGAGCUGCAAGAGUUGGAAAAGGUAUCUACAUUUAAAGAGAAGAUAGAUGUGUGCAUGCGACUGUUGCUCGGACGUGUGCCUCACUCAGCACAGUAUGCGAAAACGCUAAUCUUGUCUGCAUACACGCGGAUCAAGCUAGCACUGCAGUACAAACCACAGCCGAGGCAGCUCAAUUCUAGAGUAAUUCUCCUACACUCACCAUCGAUGAUACUUGAAGACCCUCGCGACACCCCAGUAACAUUACUCCAACAGUACUCCAAACAACCAGUCGUAGUUCACGAGCUGCAUGAACCUCUAGCAUACGCCGCCCUCGAUCUUCGUAUCCCGGCAAUCAUCAACACCUAUUUCGAUAAAAACAUCAAAGAAGCUUACGGAAAAGCCAAUCGAUGCGAAAAUCACAAGGUUAUGGGUGCUCUAUUCUGUGAUUCUCAAGACUUUGAUAUGAACCAAUGUUAAUUCUAUAACUCGGAAUGCAAUUUGAGUUCUGUGUUUAGUUGUUAUGAUGUAUUUAGAUAUAUAUACACACAUCUAUUUCUUAAUCUG
This is a messenger RNA of Hyposmocoma kahamanoa, 4350 nucleotides long. RefSeq names its product fatty acid synthase-like. Bases 94 to 4263 code for a protein of 1389 amino acids. The record is from RefSeq and is a predicted model, not a curated record. The transcript has 23 exons. Lineage: Eukaryota; Metazoa; Arthropoda; Insecta; Lepidoptera; Cosmopterigidae. Gene Ontology annotation, molecular function: fatty acid synthase activity; oxidoreductase activity. Gene Ontology annotation, biological process: fatty acid biosynthetic process.